UAUCAGGGCCGAAUAAUAUUGAAAAACUUUCGUGUCUGUAAAAUUAAAUCGACGAGGAUGGGAUUCGAACCCACGCGUGCAGAGCACAAUGGAUUAGCAGUCCAUCGCCUUAACCACUCGGCCACCUCGUCACAUACCCUGCAAAGCCGGAGAACUUGUACCUUAUCACCAGUUUUAACUUUCGGAUUCAAGAUGGUGGACUCCCAGUACUACCUCCCAAAUGACAUUGGAAUCUCUGCACUCGACUGCAGCGAGGCCUUUCGUUUGCUUUCACCUCAGGAGAAGAUGUAUGCGCACUAUCUGUCACGCGCGGCUUGGUAUGGUGGUCUGGUAGUGCUGCUGCAGACAUCCCCAGAGUCUGCAGACAUCUUUGUCUUGCUACAGAGACUCUUCAGGAAGCAGACGCCUGCACAGCUGGAACAGGUCGCCACAGCAGCUGGGCUCAGCUCUGAGGAGUAUCAGGCCUUUUUGGUGUAUGCAGCAGGUCUGUAUGCAAACAUGGGCAACUACAAGUCUUUUGGAGACACAAAGUUCAUCCCAAAUCUGCCUAAGGACAAGCUGAAAGCUCUGGUUUGGGCCAGCCAGGCCUUUCAGGAGCAGCCUGCUGAGAUGGAGGCUCUGUGGGACAGCUGCUCAUGUCUCCUCUACUCACUGGAAGACAGACAGAAACAGCUGGGGCUGGGUAACCAGGGAAUUACCACCUAUUUCUCAGGAAACUGCUGUCUGGAGGAUGCUGAGCUGGCUCAGAAGUUCCUUGACUCAAAAAAACUGUCUGCCUACAACACGCGUCUGUUUAAGAGGGAAAAUGGAGGGAAAGCCUGCUAUGAGGUCCGCUUGGCUUCAGCUGUGCAAAAAGACUGCGCAGUGGAUGGGGAAUGUGAGUCCUGCUGUGGCAGCUUCAGCUUUGAAGACAAAGAGUUCACUGUGACAAGAGGAGACUACAGUCCUCUCAUGGAGAAAGUCUCCGGUUAUCUUGAAAAAGCACAGGCCUAUGCUGCCAAUGAGAACCAGAGGAAGAUGCUUGAAGAGUACAGACGCAGCUUCACCUUAGGCUCAGUUGAAGCCCACAAAGAGGGCUCGCGCUACUGGAUUAAAGACAAGGGGCCAAUUGUGGAGAGUUAUAUAGGUUUCAUCGAGAGCUACAGAGACCCGUUUGGCUCCAGAGGAGAGUUUGAAGGUUUUGUGGCUGUUGUGAACAAAGCAAUGAGCGAGCGUUUCGCCAAACUGGUGAGUUCAGCAGAAGUCUUGCUUCCUGAGUUGCCUUGGCCCCGGGAGUUUGAGAAGGACACCUUCCUUAAACCAGACUUCACCUCACUGGACGUUCUCACCUUCGCCGGGAGUGGAAUACCAGCUGGCAUUAAUAUCCCCAACUACGAUGACAUCAGACAGUCAGAGGGCUUUAAAAAUGUGUCACUCGGCAACGUGCUUGCUGUAGCCUAUGCAACGCAAAAAGAAAAACUAACCUUCCUGGAAGAGGAAGACAAGGAUUUGUUUAUCAAGUGGAAGGGCCCAUCGUUUGAGGUGCAGGUUGGACUUCAUGAGCUGUUGGGUCACGGAAGUGGCAAGCUGUUCGUGCAGAAUGACAAGGGCAAGUUCAACUUUGACCAAAGUAAGGUGGUCAACCCAGAGACUGGUGAACCGGUGUCCAGCUGGUAUCGGGGCAGCGAGACUUGGGACAGUAAAUUCUCCACGAUUGCGUCUACUUAUGAAGAAUGCCGCGCUGAGUGCGUCGGACUCUAUUUGUGUCUCAACAAACAAGUGCUCAGUAUUUUUGGCCACGAGGGACAGGAUGCAGACGAUGUGGUGUACAUCAACUGGCUCAGCAUGGUCAGAGCUGGACUUCUGGGCCUGGAAUUCUACACACCUGAGAGCAAGAGCUGGAGACAGGCUCACAUGCAGGCCCGAUUCGUCAUCCUACGUGUUCUGCUGGAGGCUGGGGAGGGCCUGGUGGGCCUGGAGGAAGUAACAGGACAGGAUGGCAAGCCUGAUGCACGAAUUACACUGGACCGAAGCAAGAUCCACACUGUGGGCAAGAACGCCAUCCAUAGGUUCCUCUGUAAACUGCAGGUCUUUAAGUCGACGGCAGAUGUGGAAGGAGGCAGGGCGCUCUAUGACCGCUACUCCACCGUCGGCGACACUGGCGCUCACAACUUCUUGCGCCUGCGUGAGACGGUUCUGCUGAGGAAGGAGGAUCGCAAGAUGUUUGUUCAAGCCAACACCAGAAUCAGCGGUGCCAGCGUUGAGCUGGUGGAAUAUGAAGGCAGCGCCGCAGGUUUAAUUCGCUCCUUUACCGAGCGCUUCCAGGACGACGCAGAGCAGCUGGAGUCCAACCUGCUGGAGCUGAACAAACAAGACGCUCCCUGCUGGUGUUGAUGUAUGGAUGGACGAUCUGCUCCAUAAUUUUCAAAACUUACCAACAGAAAUCUGAUUUUUUUUGUUGUUGUUGUUUUACUGUAUGCAAUAGCAGACUGAUUCUUUCUUACAUCAAAUAAAGCCAUAAGAGCAGAUCAGACCAUAUCUGCUACAUACGCCAGCCACAACUUUUCAAGCACCAACUCUGAUUAUUAAAGCACUCUGAUUCAGUGUCAGGUCUGUUUCUGAUGAUAAUUAUCUGAUACAAUAAGUGAGAUGAUUAUUAAUAAAUCGUCGCUCUUGUAGAUGCACUUAGGAAACUUUAUCUUAAUGACAAGAACUCAGUUAAACCAAUGCAUUUAAAAAUGAUUCCUGCAAAAAUAAAUAAAUAAAAAUUGGUUUUACAAAUCUUAACAAGAUCAUCAUUAUUGCAACUUAAAGUGAUUGAAGUGAAUGCUUUUUAUGGUCAACUCUUGGCUAAAGAUUUUAAAGUCUUUACACCUGGUCCUUUAAGUUUACCGUCCAUUUUCGUGUUAAUGAUUUGAGAAGUUUAGACUGUUAACUAAGGCAAAGUAAUACUUAAUGCUAUUUUUGCGAGGUUUGGUAUAAAGGCAUCAUGGAUUAGUGUUGUUGCUCUUUCUGGAGAGCUGAGAAAUCUCUCAAAAUAAGAAUUUUGCUGUUGAAUCUACACAAAUAAA
This is a messenger RNA of Archocentrus centrarchus (flier cichlid), 3050 nucleotides long. RefSeq names its product dipeptidyl-peptidase 3 (gene dpp3). Bases 58 to 2373 code for a protein of 771 amino acids. The record is from RefSeq and is a predicted model, not a curated record. Gene Ontology annotation, cellular component: cytoplasm. NCBI's taxonomy places the organism in Eukaryota, Metazoa, Chordata, Actinopteri, Cichliformes, Cichlidae. Gene Ontology annotation, molecular function: dipeptidyl-peptidase activity; metalloexopeptidase activity. Gene Ontology annotation, biological process: proteolysis. The transcript is spliced from 19 exons.